This is a messenger RNA of Cariama cristata (Red-legged seriema), 1830 nucleotides long. RefSeq names its product amine oxidase [flavin-containing] B-like. The annotation marks the transcript as partial. The transcript is spliced from 14 exons. The record is from RefSeq and is a predicted model, not a curated record. Gene Ontology annotation, molecular function: oxidoreductase activity. NCBI's taxonomy places the organism in Eukaryota, Metazoa, Chordata, Aves, Cariamiformes, Cariamidae.
UUUUAUUUUUAUCUUUCAGGUCUGUCAGCAGCCAAACUGCUGACUGAGUCAGGCUUGAAUGUGGUGUUGCUGGAAGCCAAUGACAGGGUUGGUGGAAGAACUUUCACUGUCAGGAAUAAGCAAGUUAAAUAUGUGGACCUUGGAGGAGCUUACGUGGGGCCAACACAAAAUCGUAUCCUGCGGUUAUCUAAAGAGUUAGGAAUAGAGACAUACAAAGUGAAUGAAGUUGAGCGCCUGAUACACCAUGUCAAGGGCAAGUCUUACGCCUUUAAAGGUCCAUUCCCUCCUAUGUGGAAUCCAUUGGCCUACCUGGACUACAACAACUUAUGGAGGACCAUGGAUGAAAUGGGAAAGGAGAUUCCCAGUGAAGCCCCAUGGAAGGCUCCACACGCAGAAGAAUGGGACAAAAUGACUAUGCAAGAUUUCAUAGAUAAAAUUUGCUGGACAAAUGCUGCCAAGAGUUUUGCAACUCUGUUUGUGAAUGUGGAUGUCACUUCUGAACCCCACGAGGUCUCUGCCCUUUGGUUUUUGUGGUACGUGAAGCAGUGUGGGGGGACAACAAGGAUAUUCUCAACGACCAACGGAGGACAGGAGAGGAAGUUUGUUGGGGGCUCUGGCCAGAUCAGUGAGAAAAUAAUGGAGCGCCUGGGAGGGCGGGUGAAGCUGAGGAAACCAGUCAUCCGCAUCGACCAGUCCGGUGAAAGUGUCAUAGUGGAAACCUUAGAUCAUGAAUUAUAUGAGGCCAAAUAUGUGAUCACUGCCAUUCCUCCAGCUCUUGGUUUGAAGAUUCAUUUCAACCCACCUUUGCCCCCAAUGAGAAACCAGCUCAUCAACCGAAUCCCCAUGGGCUCAGUCAUCAAGUGCAUUGUAUACUACAAGGAAACUUUCUGGAGGAAGAAGGGGUAUUGUGGUACCAUGAUCAUUGAAGAUGAGGAUGCUGCAAUUGGUUUAACACUUGAUGAUACUAAGCCUGAUGGCAGCUUUCCUGCUGUAAUAGGCUUCAUUCUUGCUCGGAAGUGUAGAAGACUGACAGGUCUCACAAAAGAAGAAAGGAAGACGAGGCUGUGCGAGCUCUAUGCAAAGGUUCUGGGAUCAGAGGAAGCUUUACAUCCAGUGCAUUACGAAGAGAAGAACUGGUGUGAAGAGCAGUAUUCUGGGGGCUGCUACACAGCCUACUUCCCACCAGGCGUAAUGACUCAGUAUGGAAGGAUUAUUCGGCAACCCGUUGGCAGGAUCUAUUUUGCUGGCACAGAGACAGCCACAGAGUGGAGCGGAUACAUGGAGGGGGCUGUACAGGCUGGAGAAAGAGCAGCCAGAGAGAUACUGUUUGCUAUGAGGAAAAUCCCAGACAGUGAAAUUUGGAAGCCAGAACCUGAGUCAAUUGAUGUUCCGGCUUUGCCCAUCACCACAACCUUCUGGGAGAGGAACUUGCCAUCUGUGCCAGGACUGCUAAAGCUGAUUGGAUUUUCCACUUUCUUCACCUCUGUGGCUGCAGCUGGGUUAUUUGCCUACAAAAAGGGACUUCUAGUUCGAAACUGAAAAAGGUGCCGACACAAAACCUCACACUUGAGCAGGUUUUUUUUCAGAGGUUUUGUUGGCAUUGUACUUCCUUGUCUCCAAAAUCAGAUGGGGACUGGGGAAGAGGAGAAAACAGUAGAGAGAAGAGGCUGGAGGGGAGGGGUAAAGGAGGAGGAUCCAUAUUGGAAAGAGCCCCUUGAAUCCAGGCCUACUUCUAGCAGUAACUUUUUUGUUGUUGAAUUUCUGGGAUACCCUGCCAAGCAUUAUCACCUUGAGGUUUUUAUCCAGAUCUCAGAACAGAAGUGACAAAAU